This is a messenger RNA of Brugia pahangi, 1080 nucleotides long. The record is from the annotation of a GenBank genome assembly. NCBI's taxonomy places the organism in Eukaryota, Metazoa, Nematoda, Chromadorea, Rhabditida, Onchocercidae.
AUGAAAGGGUUAUUUGUAUUAAUAUUAUUUGCCAUUAAAAUGAGUCAAAGUGAUAAACGAUUGGUGUCAAAUUUUGCUAACGAAAUGGAAAAGCUUAAUUCAUUAGCAUCAAUUGAUUCGAAAGAAAUGAUUAUUGAAGGAAGUAAUGAUGAAUAUAAAGAUGAAAGUAUGAAAAUUAUUAUUACUCGUCCCGAUACUAUUCAUUCUACCAAUCUACUGAUUAACAAGCCAAAUAUUGAGAUAAGUGACAGAAAAAAAGUAAUAAUUUUAAAUUUGGUGUCAAAUUUAAAUAAUUUGGAUGAUUGCACCGGAAUUUGUGACAGCCAUUAUGGAAGUAGUUACAUUUUGCCAAUUUUGCGUUCUAUAAAUUAUGAUAAUAACACUGUGCCUACUACAUUUUCCGAUUUACCAGUCGAUGUUAGUUUUGCUCUAAAGAUUAUUCAUUUAGCUAAUUUUGAUUCAAGAAAUAUGGAUUAUUCUAUCGAUUUUGAAAUGCAGAUGAGUUGGAUUGAUUCACGUUUAAUGAACAAUUAUACAAAAUGGAUACGAAUUUGGGAAAAAAGAAUUUUGGAUCAAAUAUGGAAACCUGAUCCGUAUUUUGUUAAUUCUAAACAUUCACAUUUCCAUUAUGUUUCAUUUCCAAAUUUUCGAAUGCUAAUAAGUCCAAAUGGCUUAGUAAUUUAUACUAUGAGAAUAACACUACAACCAUCGUGUUACAUGGUUUUUUGUCAAUUUCCACAUGAUGAUCAACAAUGUGAACUUAUGAUUAGUUCGCUAUCACAUAUACCAUCAAGUGUCCGAUUUUCUUGGCUUUCAACAAAUCCAAUAAAUUUAAUGUCAACACAUCCGUCACCUGAUUUCAAUCUUGUAUCCGUACAUACGCAUCAUUGUGUUGUAGAUGGAAAAUUAUUGCCAUCAUCAUGUCUUCGUGUUUUAUUCAAAUUAAAACGUACCGGUGCACGUUUUAUCAUUGAAAAAUAUAUACCGAGUUCAUUAGCAAUGUUUUUUGCAUGGAUUGCACCAUUUGUGCCAUAUAACUAUGAGGAAGUACGAAUUAUUACACCAAUCUCUGUUAGUUAA